AGACAAGCGUGAGGUAAUAAUAAAAACCCUUCGCUUUCUAAGCAAAUUGUCUGGUCUCUUGUUCCUUUUUUUCUUCUUUCUUGACUGUAGAAUCCGUCGACGAAACUUAAAAGCUUCAAUGGCAGAAUGAGCAGAGGAAUUUGCAAUUUCUUCUUCCGAGAAGAAGAAUAUGGCUUUGGAGAAGGAAGAAGAAGCGUUACAAAACGGUGCGUUUUGUGUUCUUGAUGGGCUCUAUUGCGAGGAAGAAACCGGGUUUGUGGAAGAGGAGGAUCUUGAUGGAGACGGGGACUUUGAUUUUCUCGAGAAAUCCGAUGAGAGUGUCGCAAAGUUUCAGUUUUUACCUCCUUUGGAUACGUUUCUAUGGGACGACGAUGAGCUGCUGAGUCUGAUUUCAAAAGAAAACGAAACGAAUCCUUGUUUUGGGGACGGGAUCUUAGAUGAGUUUUUGGUUUCUUGUAGGAGAGAGGCUUUAGAUUGGGUUUUUAGGGUUAAAUCUCAUCUCGGGUUCACUUCAUUGACGGCUAUCCUUGCUGUGAAUUACUUCGAUAGGUUUAUGGCAACUAUAAAGUUUCAGGCAGAUAAGCCAUGGAUGUCGCAGCUUGUAGCUGUGGCGUGUCUGUCUUUAGCUGCUAAAGUCGAAGAAAUUCGAGUUCCGUUGCUCUUAGACCUCCAAGUGGAGGAAGCAAGAUAUGUUUUUGAAGCUAAGACUAUACAAAGGAUGGAGCUUUUGAUUUUGUCUACUCUCCAAUGGAGAAUGCACCCUGUCACUCCAAUCUCUUUCUUUGAUCACAUUAUUAGGCGAUUUGGCUCUGAACGUCUCCAGCAAUUGGAGUUCUUUAGGAAGUGUGAGCGUCUUCUGAUCUCCGUUGUUGCUGAUACGAGGUUUAUGAGUUACAUCCCUUCGGUGUUAGCUACUGCAAUAAUGAUUUAUGUCAUCAAGGAAUUGAAACCAUGUGACCAAGUUGAAUACCAAUCUCAAAUACUGACUCUACUCAAAGUUAAUCAGAAUAAAGUAAACGAAUGCUACGAACUGUUGUUGGAGCACAAUCCAAGCAAGAAGAGGAAGAUGAAUUGGCCUGAUCAGGACAGUCCAAGCGGUAUAUUUGACUUUGAUGACAGUUCAAAUGGCUCGUGGGUUGUCUCUACUACUUCAGUGUCAUCAUCAUCAUCGUCUCCAGAGCCUUUGCUCAAGAGAAGGAGAGUGCAGGAGCAGCAAAUGAGGUUGCCUUCAAUAAACCGUAUGUUUCUCGAUGUACUCAGUAGUAGUCCUCGUUAGUAGUACCUUUCUUUUGAUCAAAUGUGUCAAACAUAAAUUCAAUCUCUCUUUUUCUGCGUAUCAUUAUCGGCUGUUGCUUAAGGCAGAACAUUUUGUGAUAACUCUAAGUUUGUUGUCUUAAAUCUUAAUAUUCAUUCAUCACUCA
Messenger RNA from Capsella rubella, 1421 nucleotides. RefSeq names its product cyclin-D3-2. The record is from RefSeq and is a predicted model, not a curated record. The coding region runs from base 170 to 1276 and encodes 368 amino acids. NCBI's taxonomy places the organism in Eukaryota, Viridiplantae, Streptophyta, Magnoliopsida, Brassicales, Brassicaceae. Gene Ontology annotation, molecular function: cyclin-dependent protein serine/threonine kinase regulator activity. The transcript is spliced from 4 exons. Gene Ontology annotation, cellular component: cytoplasm; cyclin-dependent protein kinase holoenzyme complex; nucleus. Gene Ontology annotation, biological process: mitotic cell cycle phase transition; regulation of cyclin-dependent protein serine/threonine kinase activity.